Messenger RNA from Arachis ipaensis, 1104 nucleotides. RefSeq lists its product as uncharacterized. The record is from RefSeq and is a predicted model, not a curated record. Lineage: Eukaryota; Viridiplantae; Streptophyta; Magnoliopsida; Fabales; Fabaceae.
AUGAAUGACACAAUUCACACCUUCAUGCAAGAACAACGAGAGUUCCACAAGAAACAAGAAGCAUAUAUGGCUACAAUAGCCGAUGCCCUUUCUCGUCUAACAGUCCCUCCUCAAAUCGCACAAAACAUCCAACAAGCUUCAAACUCAAGUAGUUUGCCCUCCCAACCUCAACCUAACCCUAAGGGUAGCAUCAAUGCCAUUACCCUUAGGAGCGGCACUAAAUUGGAUAAGAAUGUUGCUAUACCUACAAAGUUGAGUGAGGAGAGAAACAAUGAAGAUGUGGGAGAUGAAGUGGAGGUGAUGAGGGAUGAAGAUGAAGGUGUUGAUAAAAAUAAGGAAGAACCACCCAAGGUCAAGGAGCCAAAGAGAAAGACUUUGCUUGAAGAGCCUUUGCCCAUUCCAUUCCCAACUUUAGCCAAGAAGGCCAAGAAACAAGAAGAGCUUAACCCUACUAUGGUGGAAGUUUUCAAGAAGGUUGAAGUCACUGUCCCCCUCUUCCAAGCAAUUCAACAAGUGCUAAGAUAUGCCAAGUUCCUUAAAGAUAUUUGCACUCACAAAGAAAAGCUUGGCAACCUCAACACAAGGCCGGUAGAUGAUUCAAUCUCCUCUUUACUUCUUGAAAAAUGCAAUGAUACCGGCCCAUGUUUGAGGUCCAGAGCAAGGUUUGUGCUAGCCGAUAAGAUUAUUGUGUCCGUUGUUGGGAUUGCCGAAAAUGUCUUAGUCAAUAUUCAAGGAUUGCUCUUUCCAGUUGAUUUUUACAUUUUGGAGACACCUCCUAUUGACUCAAACAAGCCAUCAUCCAUACUCGUUGGAAGGACAUUCUUAAAGACAGCCCGUUUCAAGCUAGAUGCACAUUCGGGAGUCUAUUCUUUUGAGGCGGAUGGCAAGUUACUCAAGUUAACCUUGGAGGAGUCCAACAAGCCCGUUCUUGAAGCGUAUUCUAUUUUUGGGUGCGACGUAGUUGAAGAGCAAGUCAUUGAGGAUGGCAAGGAGCAAAAAGAAGAGGAUGUUGCUAAGGAAUCAAGUUCAAAGGAUCAUACUAACCCAAAAAUGCCAAGGAGUUGGAGAUCUUCCUCCUUGGUGAAGUUCCCAAGUGACCAAUGA